Messenger RNA from Danio rerio (zebrafish), 1873 nucleotides. NCBI's taxonomy places the organism in Eukaryota, Metazoa, Chordata, Actinopteri, Cypriniformes, Danionidae. The record is from RefSeq and is a predicted model, not a curated record.
UGCUCGCACUGGCCGCCGGCCGCGUGGACACGCGGAAGACACCGUGCCCGGUCCCGGGCUGUCGCCGGACGCCAGCCCGCCUAGACAGGCACUUGAGGCAGUACGCGGAGCUCUCGACCUCGGGAAGGAAAGAGGCUAUGGGGAGGGCGAAACGCCGGAAAGUAGCUCGGGAGUUGCAGUGGCUGCGGUCCACCCAGCCUGCAAUCCCUGUCGUGUCCCAGCUAGCAUCGUCCUCCGAGGGGGAGCGGGACUCGGAGGACCCAGAGGCCGGCCGCCCGUGCGCCGACCGCGGCUGCAGGCGCGCCACCGAGCGCAUACAGGCUCAGCUCACGGACCUGGGGAAACAGGUUACCAAGAUGCGGUCCACCCUGCUCCAGAUCACACGCCUCUACCGGGAGCUGAGGAAGGGAGAAGGGGGGAGAAGGAGGAGGAAGAGGGCGAGGAGAACCAGGUCGCCUCCUGCACCACCGGCUCCCGGGCGAGGCGCGGCCGGAGGUCCGACGCCCCCCGAGCCUCCGGAGGCUUUGGAACCCUACCCGUUCCCGGACCACGUCCCCGCGCUGAACCUUCUCUUGGGGGAGUUCGAAGGGUACCAACUGGGCAGCGAGCCCACCGCGCGCCUGCGGAACAACGUCACUUCGAAGCUGGGGAGAAUCAAAGCCUUCCUUGGUUACAUGGCCAGGGGCACCGCGGAGCCAGGGGACUUCCUUUUCCUCAACCAACCAGCCCGAAUCCGAGCGUGGGCCGCCCGGCUAGGUCAGACGCGCAUGGCCGAGCCCACCAGGCAGCACUACCUGAAGAACGUGGCUCAGUUCCUAGACUACCUCUCGGAGACGCCGCCGGCCGCCUGUCAGCUCUCCAGCACGGCUCUGGUUCUGAUUCGAAGGGAGGUCAGAGCCCUCAUCCGCGGCAUACGCCGGCGUGUCGUCGUGCACGAGGUAAGGACCAAGCAGGCGAAGGAAAGCCGACUGAUCCCCAAGGCCAGUCUGGUGCGCUGUCACCGGACCGCUGGGAGGAAAAUUCCCGCCCUGCUAGAUAGCCUCGAAUCCAACCCAAGCACUAGGCAACAGUGGCGCUUCUAUGGCUUUCUGACUGGCUACCUAACCUCCAUCUCUGGGCACCGCUGUGGAGUCUUCCAGAAUCUCACAAUCCAGGAGGUUGAAGAGGCCUCCAGAAGCCCCGACGAGUCUGCUUAUGUCAUUAACAUUACCACUCACAAAACAAACAGAGCCUUUGGGGCGGCUCAGCUGUCCCUAAACAGGGAGGAAUACAGCUGGUUCCGCAGGUUUUUGGCGCUGCGGGCUAGUCUCCCCGGAGGGAGCCAGGCUACCUAUUUCUUUUUCACUUCCAGAGCCAGUCCUUGUCGGACCCUGAACAAGUACUUUCAGUCUGCUUGGCUCAGUAUGGGCCUUCCAGGCAAACCCACCUUUACUGACGUACGCACUGCGAUCGCGACUCAUGCAAAGAAUGCACACUCUUCAGAGGAUCGCCGCAAGGUGGCGCAAUUCAUGUGCCAUGACACUUCAACCUCAGAUAAGUUCUACGCACUUCACCUCGGACCUCUCCAAGCACGCGAGCGCCGCAGACUCUUUGAAAGGGCCCUGGUGGAGGAGGAGGAGGAGGAGGAGGAUGGGGAGGCAGCGGGCACUGAAAGCCCCCCGCGGAAAGGGCGCAAGAGGACAGAGACUUCCGUCUCUCCCCUGGUAAAAAUCACAUUCUCUUUGGCGUGGACAGCAGAACGUAUGGCAUUGGCUAACUUCCCUUUAUGUGUCUCUUUUCCAGGAGGGAACCAGCAGGAGGACGCUGCCAUGGCGCCCUGCCAAAGGGAAAAGCCAGGGCGCUCGCCCGCUCGAACAAACAGAAGACUCUGAAU